Molecule: messenger RNA, 5200 nt
Organism: Procambarus clarkii (red swamp crayfish)
Lineage: Eukaryota; Metazoa; Arthropoda; Malacostraca; Decapoda; Cambaridae
Product: pyroglutamyl-peptidase 1
Biological process (GO): proteolysis
Cellular component (GO): cytosol
Molecular function (GO): pyroglutamyl-peptidase activity
Source: RefSeq, a predicted model, not a curated record
UUAAGUAAUAAUUGUAAAUACGUUGGUGAGGGAGGCCAGCCCGGACCGGCUGGGUGAGGCGCCCAGGCAACAGGUACGCCUCACACUCUCCUCACUUCCCUUCUCCUCCACCAUUACUCUCAUCAAGUGAGGGGCUCAGCUGUGCUCUCUGGAGAUGGGCGACGCAUCAGAGGAAGUGACAGAUUCCCGUCCUGUUGUUUAUGUGACUGGCUUUGGACCUUUCCCAUCACAUGCAGUCAAUGCAAGCCAAAUGGCGGUUGAAGGUCUUCUCAACUCUAAAUUAGAAAAGGAACUUGGAGUGAAGUUAGUUACCGAAACAGUGAAAGUUGAAUAUGACUACGUUCAAAAGAUUGUGCCAGAAAGAUGGAGAAGCUUGAAACCAAAGUUGACUGUUCAUGUAGGAGUAUCAGGCCAAGCAGAAACAUUGACGUUAGAGCAGCUGGCACACAACAAUGGCUAUAAUAGGCGUGACAACUGUGGGUGUAUGCCUAAUGCAGGCCUUUGCUCUCCAGAUGGUGAUCAGGUUAUCCACUCUGGAAUUCAAAUGGACUUGAUAUCUAGAACAAUUAACAAGAAUACAAAUCUCAACCUGCCAUGUGUUAAGUCCACGGAUCCUGGCAGGUUCCUUUGUGACUUCAUUUACUACUUGUCACUGAAGGAAGACAGGCUUCGCUCAGCUUUCAUCCACGUUCCAACUCUUAACAAAUUUUCUGCUCAAGACAUUUCAGCCGCUGUAGCAGCUGCCAUUAAGGAAAUGUAUAAACAGGUUGUGGAGAGGGAUACAUUGAAAGGUGAGGAGAAUGGUUUAUCACCAAAGAUGGAAUGUGCCGGGACUAUGGAGGAGGAGCGAGAGGAACUAGCAGAGACAAAAGUUGCUGUCUGAUUACUGUACUUGAACUGCACUGUACAUUUUCAUGCCUUAAAGCAGGGUUUGCAAACUGUUGAUUCUGUUGAUACCUUCUCAGACGUAUUGAGGCAUCAUUGACCACAGUUACUGUACGCAUGCAGUGCUGAACAAAACAUGUAAAAAAACAAGAUUUUAUUAUAACACUUUUGUACUGUAUUGUUGCCAAGUAGAACACAAUUAAGAAUAUAUUCAGAGUUUCAUAAGUUCCUUCAAGGCUAAUACAGUAUGAUACUUUCACCAAUAAUACAUUUCUUUGUUUAUAUUAAAUUCUAAUCAUUAAGUCAUAGUUUUCUGUCUUUAUUAUAUGAAGAAUAAAAUCUUGUUUUGUCUCCUUUAUUUUAUACAGUACAUGAUAAAUAUGUAAACUUUUUGACACCUAAAAUUUUACCAAUCUCUUGUCCGUCUCUAGUUAUCACCCUGGCACAGUUUUAUUGACUCCGAAGGUCAAUAAAUAACUACUUAGAGAACUACAGGCUUAAGCUAAUAUAGUUAGCAUAAGAUUUUAUUGGUGCUGUUAAAAAUAUUUUUGUAGGAUCAUGUGUGGGGGCCAUAUCUGUAGCUGUUUUUUUUUUAUCUUGGUUUAUUGUGAUAAUUGUGAUAAAUAAUUUUGGAAAAUCAGGCUGUUGGAAGCAAUCACUACAUUCCAACUGCUCCGGGAAACAUAAGAGCUUACCAAGGAAUGGUUGAGGGUUUAUUAAAUAUUUUGUGAUAGCUAUUGCCUUGGUUCUUGUUCUUGUUUGUUUUUAAAGAUAGAAUGAAAGAUUGUUUAUAUUUCUUGUGUAAAGUUUUUAUAUAAUAUGUUAAGUUGUUUAUGAUUAUUUCAAUUUGUAGAUUCACUUCAAUGUGAACAUUAGCUUUUAUAUACAGUACUGUAUAAAUACCGUUGACCCUCCAUCUAUACAAGUGAUGCAUUCCAGGAACACCAUGUGCAAAGUAGGUAUGCACAGAACAAAGUUAACUUUAUGUAAGAAAAAUAGAGAUGCAUUCCAGACUCCUCCCAAAGUCACUCGUUUUCUCGUUCUUUAUCUCGGUAGCGCAGUAGUAUUGCAAUUUAGUAUUUCAUUGAUAUAUGCAGUAAUAUAAGGCAGAUGCUGUUCUGUAUUCAUCUAUUGUUAAUUUUUGUAAAGAUUAUUACUCUACAAAUCAUAGAUUUAAAGUGCUUAGGCUAUAUUAAAGUGGAAAAUAUAAUUGUCUUGCAAAGAAUUAGGCAGAAAGUUCUUCACCAUGAUUGCUUAAGCUUGUGGUAGCUGUGUGGUUUCUGAAACUAUUAUUAAUAUGGUUUUGUCCAUAAAGAUAAAGGUGCCCGGAGCUUAGCUUGCUGAUGAACCUAUAUACAAGUCCUUCAGUAGUUUUCAGGCAGUACUUUGUGUAAGUCUUUUCUCUAGAUUCUCUCCCAUAAUGAACUUUAUAUCAAUAUCUUGUUAUAAAAUUAUGAAUGAGAGACUAAAAGGGAAGUAGACAUAUAGAUAUGACAUGGACAGUUGUGGAAAGGGGCAAUCCGACUGUCUUUACUUGGAUAAGGAAUGGUUGUGAAAGAGAGAUACAAAAUGGUGAACAGGUAGGAGAGAGGUGGCAUGGAUUGCCACAGUUUUGGUACACAGUUUGGUCACAGUUUUAGACAGAUCAGGUUGCUCCAUAUUUUAUUUUGUAGCCCAUAACCUAUAAUACAAAAGAAUAAAUUAAGACUGAAACAUCCUUUGUAAGCAAAAAUUAGAAGUAAUAGGAUCAGUAAUUAUUGCUCUGUAAAUGACAGUUGGUAGAUUAAAGUAACACCAACCACCAUCAGAUGUCACCAUUACACUACUAAAGGGUCAUUGGAGUUGGUUGCUCCCUUUUUUUUGGGAGAGUGACAUUGAGGAUUUUGACCUCAAUUCUUAUGUUUCUCUCUAUGAGAUUUUCAAGUGGGUGGCUGACCAAGGCUGACUCAAGUGACCAUAUCAAUUUGGGUGGGUCUUUGUGGUUGGUGUGUGGCUUCACAGCCGCCACUUGCUGGUUGCUGCCCACAAAUAUCUUCGGCUUGAGUCGGUGGUUGUUCUGGUGAAGCCUGGUUUAGUUACAGACACCUUGAAAUUUGCUCUCGUUAUGGAUGGAACACAUAACCAAGGAGACUAACACAGAGUCAAACCCAAAGCCUUUCACCACUUUUAUGCCAAGAGAGCUUCUAUCUCCUGAUGAGUUAGUGUUUCCUUUGAUGGGUUACCUUGCUCUCUUCCUUAACCCCCUUUUUUUUCUGUCUCAAUAUGUGUCCUGCUUGCACAGGAUUUGGGGACAACAUCACUACCUGCUUUCUUCAUCAUCACUGACUGAACCACCUAGACAGUGGAGAAGGGUUACCUCUCCACUGUCUGGGUGGUUCAGUGACUGGAUUCCUAUGGCCUCUCUUCAGUUCAUUUUCCAUGUCAUGGCUCCUACUCUGUUCUGCUUGGAUAAAUGCCCUGUAUUUUUUCUUCAUUUUGUUUUUGCAAUCCUCGGAGAGUUGGUUAAGUGAACUGAGAAAAAGCAUGUUGAGUGAAUUUAUGCACACUUUUCUGACUGACCUUCCAAUGCCCCAGUUGUCAUCUUUGUCCUGUCAUUACCAAGUAUGCUUAGGUGGUCUGAACUUCAAGAGGAGAAUAGUUGAUCUGACUACCGAGGAGAUGGUGAAAAUAUCAAUGGUGGUUUGUGUAACUUUUAUCUGCUAUCAUUGUCUGUUGAGUGACAAGUGGCAAUUUUAAUACUUAACAUUUUUACUUGCAGGGAGUGUUUGAGUAUUGUGACUUGCUCUUUUGUAUUAAAACGUGCGGGUACUUUUGAUUUAGAUUUUUCGCUGUCUCUUUCUUCCUUGAUACAUGACAGGACCACUUGCAAAGAUUCAUGGCAUGAUGGGGGGAAACGUUGUGAGAGCCUGUCAGGUGAUAAGAUUCCUAAGUGAAGGCUUUGGCUGUGGGAGCAUUAGAGGGUCUGGCUCACACUGGAGCAUUUUACCUUUCACAACACCCUAUCUUUACUUUUUAAAAUUUGAUUUUUGAAUUGAGUGUUAUAGAUUGAAGAAUUGACCCUUUUAUGCAAUGUUUAAUUCCUGAAAAAGGACAGUAUGUAAAUGUACUUAGAUAAAAUAAUGGCACUGAAGCUGGGAUACCUUUUGCAACCCAGUUUAUCUUUCUCUUGUAUGUCAUUCACUUGAGAUUGGAGGAAUGUUGACAGAUAUAUUAUUUGGUUUUCGUUAAGAGCCAUAGUCACAAUCCACCGUAGUAACACAACUUGACAAUUUUAUAUUUUAAUUUAAAUUUGACUUUGCUAUUUAUUUUUUUGCUUUCAGAAGUUAGAAAAGUGGAUGAGAAAUGUUUUCCAGUUUAAUAUUUUGCAAUUUCUGUCAUAUAUUUUUGUUAGAUUUUAAAUAAACAUAUGGCCAGUAGUUGGUGUCGCUAAAUUAGAUUGUUAACAUAGCUAUCAACCUUGACAUAACCCUCACUUCUCCGAACAUUUACUAAAGGUAUGUUAUUUCCAUUACCUUCCUUACAUCACAAUAAACCUUUGUGUAUGUAUCCUAAUUAGUUUGGAAUGUACCUAGACUUUAAUAUAUUUACUGAAAGUUAUAAGAAUAUUCCUUUAAUUAUAAUUUAUUUUAUAUAAUAACCACUUUUUAUGUUACAUAUUUGGUGCCUGUACAGUACUGUAUUUGAGGUGAGUAGUUUUUAUUGGAUUUUAUUGGUACCUGAAGUGCAGGACAGGCACAUAUCACCUUUCCAGACAAUUUAGUAUACAGUAUGCAUGCAUGUUAUAGCUUCAUACAUAGUUUACAUUGUGCAUUACUUAGUGCAUUUGUCUUAAACAUACAGUUAGUAGUGACAAAAGGUUGAAAUAGAAUAAUGAUCAGAUAAUGGCGUUGUGAGUGGUACAUUCAUUUGACUAGUCAAAGAGGUAUGGCAACCCUAAGUUAACAUUAUGAAUAGUGCACUCCCAUCACUAAUAAAUCAUAAAUUCUUGUGGCUGGAGUAUAUUGCACGUUACAGCUUGGGUUACCUAUGAGUUUAAUGCCUAGUCCAGUGUGGUAAAAGCAGGCUCUAUUAAACCUGAACAGGGUCAUGCUCAAGUCCCAUUUUAAAUUUGUUUGGGCUUUGGAUACUUUGGUAGAUAUAAAGUAUCUAUGAUUUAGCCUCAUGUUCAGUUUACCCUUUCCAACCAUAUUGAGAACACUGUAAAAAGGUUUUAUAAAGCUGCCUUAUGAAUUAAACUACUAUUUAAGACCAUCUUUUAUCAAAUUUAUAGCAUUUUAUAGAGAAUUAUUGUAUUAAUAAAUAUAUUAUGAUUAAA